CUUCUGUCUUUCCUAUAAAAGCAGCCCCAAAGGCCACUCCUCAUAAUCAACUUUAAUCUUCUUCAACAUUCCUCUUCUGAUUUCUUGUUUAUAUAUAUUUAUAUAACCCAAAAAUUCUUGCCCUUUUCAUAUCCGCCACUAUGCCGAUCGAUACAUCUGCAAUUUCCGGCCAAAUUGUGUGUGUCACCGGCGCGGGAGGCUUCAUUGCUUCAUGGCUUGUAAAGCUUCUUCUUGAGAAGGGCUACACUGUUAGAGGAACUGUUAGAAACCCAGAUGAUCAAAAGAAUGCUCAUUUGAAGAACUUGGAAGGCGCUAAAGAAAGGUUGUCUUUGUAUAGUGCCGAUCUUCUAGAUUUAGACAGCCUCAAAACAGCCAUUAUGGGUUGUCAUGGUGUUUUCCACACAGCAUCUCCGGUUACCGAUGAUCCUGAAAAGGUGGAGCAAGCCAUAAUCGGAACAAAGAAUGUCAUGACCGCGGCCGCUGAAGCAAACGUUCGACGAGUGGUGUUCACGUCAUCGAUCGGCACCGUCUAUAUGAACCCUAACCGAAGCCCGGACACAGUGGUGGAUGAGUCUUGUUGGAGUGACCUUGAGUUUUGCAAGAACACCAAGAAUUGGUAUUGCUAUGCAAAGACAAAGGCAGAACAAGCAGCAUGGGAAGUGGCAAAAGAAAGGGGAGUGGAUCUUGUAGUGGUAAACCCAAUGUCUGUCUCUUAUACACAUCUAGAUGUGUAUAAGAGACAGGUUCAAGGUUAUGUUGAUGUUAAGGAUGUUGCAAAAGCUCAUGUUUUGGUCUAUGAAACUCCAUCAGCAUCAGGAAGAUAUAUUUGUGUUGAGAGUAUGCUUCAUCGUGGAGAUUUGGUUGAUAUUCUUGCCAACUUCUUCCCUCAAUAUCCUCUUCCUACCAAGUGUUCUGAUGAGGUAAAUCCCAGAAAGAAACCAUACAAAUACACAGGUGAGAAGCUAAAGUCAUUGGGAAUGGAAUUCACACCAAUCAAACAAUGCAUAUAUGAAACUGUGAAGAGUUUACAAGAAAGGGGUCAUCUUCCACUUCCCUCCCAACUUCAACAAUGAUUUUUUUCUUUCUUUCCCAUUGGCUUGUAGACAUAACGAAAAGUUGUACCUUUUGGGGAAUUAGCAAACUUUAUGUCCAAAAGUAUAAUUUUAUUGAAUUAUUACCUAAUGCAAAAAUCUAUUAUUCUUCCGUUGAA
Messenger RNA from Benincasa hispida (wax gourd), 1210 nucleotides. Its product is annotated as cinnamoyl-CoA reductase 1-like. NCBI's taxonomy places the organism in Eukaryota, Viridiplantae, Streptophyta, Magnoliopsida, Cucurbitales, Cucurbitaceae. Gene Ontology annotation, molecular function: oxidoreductase activity, acting on the CH-OH group of donors, NAD or NADP as acceptor. The record is from RefSeq and is a predicted model, not a curated record.